This is a messenger RNA of Penicillium griseofulvum, 843 nucleotides long. Its product is annotated as enoyl-CoA hydratase/isomerase family protein. The transcript has 2 exons. Gene Ontology annotation, cellular component: mitochondrion. Gene Ontology annotation, molecular function: delta(3,5)-delta(2,4)-dienoyl-CoA isomerase activity. The record is from RefSeq and is a predicted model, not a curated record. Bases 1 to 843 code for a protein of 280 amino acids. Lineage: Eukaryota; Fungi; Ascomycota; Eurotiomycetes; Eurotiales; Aspergillaceae.
AUGGCUGACUACUCUUUUGAAUAUUUUACCGUGCAAUUUCCCACCGAGCAUCAAUAUGUGGCCCAUGUGGAAAUCAAUCGUCCGGAAAGGCUAAACGCCUUCAUCGAAGUUAUGUGGGAAAAUAUGGCCCAGAUCUUCAAUAGACUAUCCACAGAUCCUCGCGUUCGCGCAAUCGUUCUCAGUGGUGCUGGAGCAAAGGCAUUCACUACCGGGCUAGAUGUCAAAGCGGCCUCGGAAGGACUUCUCUCGUCAGACACCAAGACUGAUCCAGCACGAAAGGCGGUCGUUUUUCGUCGCCAUAUCACCACUUUCCAGGACUGUAUCACCGCAGUAGAGCGCUGUGAAAAACCCGUCGUUGUUGCUCUUCACGGGUUCUCAUUGGGACUCGGCGUUGACCUGUCAACGGCAACGGAUGUGCGUCUCUGUGCCAAGGAUACACGAUUUGGAGUCAAGGAAGUCGAUAUCGGGCUCGCAGCAGACAUCGGCACCCUGAGCCGACUCCCUAAGGUGGUUGGAAAUUACGGAUGGGUAAAGGAGGUAGCUCUGACAGCGCGCGAGUUCGGUGCUGAGGAGGCGCUACGUGUGGGAUUCGUUAACGCGGUGUAUGAUAACCGUGAAGCAACUAUUGUGGCUGCAUUGAAGCUCGCCUCUGUGAUGGCCAGCAAGAGCCCCGUGGCCGUGCAAGGUACCAAGGAGAUCUUGAACUACUCGCGCGAUCACUCUGUGCAAGAUGGACUACGCUAUACGAGUGUAUGGAAUAGCGCUGCUUUGCAGACGCAGGAUGUCUCGGCAGCUCUACUGUCUGGGUUGCAAAAGCGCACUCCAACAUUCGAGAAGUUGUGA